CGUCACAUCCCCUUGACCCUCCAAUCACCUCAGGGUCCCAUUUGAUUGGAAGGCGGCAAAGGCUUUAAUCUCGGACUAAUUCAGUUGCUUUUGAAGUGAAAAUCCCUAGCAGAUCGUGCUUCGGGAGUACAGAGCGAGGACCUGCAGACAGACGCGCACACAAGGGGCGCUGCGCUUUCGGUGAAGGACGCAGCCACGGAUGUGCGAUAACCACUGCUCUCCUUUCCUUCCAAGCUGCCGCGCCUUGCAGUCUGCUCUCUAACCAAGGAUUACACAUCACUAAGGCGUCUACGACCGUUUUCCCUCAACAGAAACAGACUCAUUGCUUCCAUUUUUUUCUCUUUUUUUUGUGCGCGCUGGUUUUUCUUAAUGAAUCUGAUGAAUGCAUUGCCGUUUCAUUCCCUGACUGUUGGGACAUGAUCACGUCGCCCUCGGCGUCUGCUCUGAAAAAUAGUGAAAUUUGUGUGGUGUGGGAAAGCAGCAGUGCACGGAAUAGCAGCAUCAACAAGCCUUUUCUUCACUCCGCACCUCCGUCCGAUCCACUACGGCAAGCGAACAGACUUCCCAUCAAGGUUUUGAAAAUGCUCACGGCACGAUCGGGACACAUUCUGCACCCGGAGUAUCUACAGCCUCUGCCUUCAACCCCAGUCAGUCCGAUCGAGCUCGAUGCCAAGAAAAGUCCUUUGGCUUUGCUGGCGCAGACCUGCUCCCAGAUCGGUAAGCCGGACCCGCCGCCCUCUUCCAAACUCUCCUCCGUUACGCCGAACGGAUCUAGCGAGAAGGAAUCUAAAUCUGGCCCCUUGAAGCUGAGCGACAUCGGCGUGGACGACAAAUCCAGCUUCAAACCCUAUUCCAAGCCGACAGACAAGAAGGACUCGUCCUCCGGGGUCUCUGCCGGAGAGAAGUCUGGUUUCCGAGUGCCGAGCGCCACCUGCCAGCCGUUCACGCCGCGGACGGGCAGCCCCAACUCCAGCACCUCCGCCUCUCCCAUGCCGACGGAGGGGAAAUGCGGGGAGAGGGACGACAAGAAGGAGUCUGAUUGUAAUAAAAACGGCACAGGAGACGGCACCGGCACCACCAGCCACAGCAGGAUAAGCGUGAGCUGCGGUGGGAUUAACGUGGAGGUCAACCAGCACCAAGAAGCGACCCCUGGCACCAAAACCUCAUCCUCAUCAUCCUCGGAGUCUUCCUCUGUGACUUCCGUAUCCUCCGCAUCAGUUCUCGGCUCGGGACUUGUGGCGCCGGUUUCCCCUUAUAAACCAGGACAGACAGUGUUCCCCUUGCCCCCUGCUGGCAUGACCUACCCGGGUAGUUUGGCCGGGGCCUAUGCUGGUUACCCUCAGCACUUCCUGCCCCAUGGAGGAAGCUUGGUAAACGCACAGCUUGCCAGCUCUCUGGGCUGCAGUAAGGCUGGCUCCAGCCCCUUAGCCGGAGCUUCUCCUCCGUCCAUAAUGUCAGCCAGCCUGUGCAGAGAUCCAUACUGUCUCAGUUACCAUUGUGCUAGUCACUUAGCGGGCGCAGCCGGUGCGUCCUGUACGCACGACUCCGCGGCUGCAGCCGCUGCCAGCGCGCUAAAAUCCAGCUACCCUCUAAUGUAUCCAACACACCCCAUGCACGGCGUUCACUCCACGGCUCCGUCCUUCAGCGGACACCCCCUGUACCCUUACGGAUUCAUGCUCCCUAACGACCCUCUCCCACAUGUUUGCAAUUGGGUGUCGGCAAAUGGACCGUGUGACAAGCGCUUCUCCAGCUCAGAGGAGCUCCUGAACCACCUGAGGACACACACCGCUUUUACCGGGGCGGAGAAGUUGAUAUCGGGCUAUCCUGGCUCUUCAUCACUGGCCAGCGCUGCAGCAGCGGCCAUGGCCUGCCAUAUGCACAUGCCACCAUCAGGAGCCCCAGGGAGCCCCGGGACUUUGGCCCUAAGGAGCCCGCACCAUGCGUUAGGACUCAGCAGCCGCUACCACCCAUACUCUAAAAGUCCCUUACCGACCCCCGGCGCCCCUGUUCCGGUCCCUGCAGCCACCGGCCCCUAUUACUCUCCUUAUGCACUGUAUGGACAGAGACUCACCACAGCGUCAGCGCUGGGAUAUCAGUGAGGAGGAAAAUGACUGAAAAGUUUAUAAUACUAAGAAUGCAAAUAUAAAGACUUUUAUAUUAACUGCGCUAAACUUUUGGACGGGAUCCAUGGACUUGAACUGUAUUUAUUUAUAUGUUGGGCUUAAAACAGGCGGUAACAGCUGCGUUAUGGGAGAAAAAAAAUAUCUGAGCAAGUCAAAAAGUGCAUUAUGUUGAAGCUGAACUCUAUAGGUGAAAAUGAAAACACGCAUUAUGUUAGAAAACCUAACGAACGUAGGGAUCUUUCAUUUCGAUGUUCAUUUCAAAUUGCUAUAUGAUUGUAUUUGUUCUUAUUUAAUGUCCCAUCGAGGAAAAAAAAUAAUAAUUUACAUGCAUGUCUGUUUCUUAAAAUUUCAAAACAUGUCAACAUUUAAAUUGCCGUUAUUUUUCAGGUGAUGGAAAGAGAAAUUGGUAUUUUUUUGUAUGUAUUCUGGGCAAAAAAAAAAAAAAAAAAAAAAGAAGCAGUUCUGUUCCGUAUGUUGUGCCUCCUUUUUCUUGAACGCCUGUUUUUUUUUAGCUCAUAAAGUGCACAAAAACGAGGAGAAACGUCACAUUUUCUGUAUAUUUCACAGAAUUUGUUUUACCCGCCUGUUAAUUAUUGGCCUCGAGGAAAAAUAAUUGCAACAUUUCCACUCUCAGGCCUUUAGUUGUCAAUGCUUUUAUAAAGAAAAAAAUAUUUCUAUCUUUCUUUUCUUUAUUUGCUUAAAAUAACAUGAAGCGGAUAUUGAUUAAUUUAUCUCAAUACAUUAUUUAGAGAAAAUCAAGUUUAUCACUCAAAAAACAAGUUUAAUGCCCCAGAAAAAAAUCAACAAGAGUGUAAAUUUACCAAAAUAUUUUUUUCCCAUUCCCAGAGCUUAAAAAGCAAAAUCCGUGUAUUUUUAGCAAGAUAAAUGCAAUUAAAAAUAUAUAGGAUUUUACUUACUAUAGGAUUGAACGCAGUCACAGUUUCAUACGUUUUUAACACGUUAAUAUUCGUUUGAUUUGAUUUUUAUUCCUUUAUUUUUGUAUUUUUUUUUUUAUUUUUUUUUUGCAAAUUUGACUGGUGUAAGUUUUAUGCAAAGGAAUAUACUUUGUUGUUCCUUAUUGGGUGACAUGAAUUAGUUUGCGUUUAUUUCACCCGCUUGUAAAUCCAAUGUGGACGCAAAGAAAUGUGCAAUUAAAGCAACCUAAAUUGUGCAGAAUUUGUUUGAUUUUCACGCGUGUCAGCUGUUACAGUUCUAAUGCACGAUCACCAACAGCUUGAAUUACAUGUUUGAUUUAAUCAUAGAGCAGAUUGCGAAGAGGAUUUAGUCAAUUUAAAUGUUAUACAAGGGUGCAACGGAAACCCUUACAAAAAAUGAUGGUUUAUCCGCUGUUCAUGCGAGAAAAUGGGUGUUUAUGGGCAGAAUCUUGCAAUCCUUUUAGUUUUUUGUUUGUUUUACAGUUGCAGUCAUCAUGAUUAACAAAAAUUUGGAUAUUUUUUUUUUCUUUUGGUGCAAUGGUUAGUCACGCAAAAAAAAAAAAAAA
Messenger RNA from Cyprinodon tularosa, 3624 nucleotides. RefSeq names its product zinc finger protein 503. Gene Ontology annotation, cellular component: nucleus. Gene Ontology annotation, biological process: negative regulation of DNA-templated transcription. NCBI's taxonomy places the organism in Eukaryota, Metazoa, Chordata, Actinopteri, Cyprinodontiformes, Cyprinodontidae. The transcript is spliced from 2 exons. The record is from RefSeq and is a predicted model, not a curated record. Bases 417 to 2099 code for a protein of 560 amino acids.